Messenger RNA from Colias croceus (clouded yellow), 423 nucleotides. RefSeq lists its product as uncharacterized. The transcript is spliced from 3 exons. NCBI's taxonomy places the organism in Eukaryota, Metazoa, Arthropoda, Insecta, Lepidoptera, Pieridae. The record is from RefSeq and is a predicted model, not a curated record. The coding region runs from base 4 to 423 and encodes 139 amino acids.
AACAUGGGUGCAUCAUGUUCCUGCAACGAAACCUGGUGUAACUACAUGAUGAGUAUGCGAGAUGCUGCUAAACGAAGAAGAAUAUCAAGACAGAAAAGUCUUGGUAGACGACCUAAGUGUUUGAGAAUUCGACGUAAACUGCCGGAUUGCAAAUGUCUACCAACACCCGAAAAACCAAGCUGUCCUGAACUUAGCAAUGACAACUAUGAACGCAAUACCAAGCCUUGUGCAAAACACGUGACCUUCACUUGUCCAGAUAAAGAUACGAAAACUGAGUGUGUGUGUUCGUCUGUCAGUUCUUAUAGACAUCGUUCUAUCCAAUGUCCAGAAACAUGCUUGUCAGAUGUGCGUCUGGAGCCGGCUUGUAACUGUUUCGUUAGAAACAACGUUUGUAGAUUCACUGUUGAUGCUUAUUUUAAUUAA